Molecule: messenger RNA, 597 nt
Organism: Eremothecium sinecaudum
Lineage: Eukaryota; Fungi; Ascomycota; Saccharomycetes; Saccharomycetales; Saccharomycetaceae
Product: HGR065Wp
Exons: 1
Coding region: 1-597 (198 amino acids)
Molecular function (GO): ubiquitin binding
Source: RefSeq, a predicted model, not a curated record
AUGGAUGAGUCCACGAUUGUAUUCAUCAUAGCGCUUAUAAUAAGUUUCUUCUUCAUUAAAUGGUUUAUACAGUCAGACUCACAUCCUUCUGCCCAACAGGCGCUACAGUCGACUACAACAACAGCCACGACUACAUCAUCCAAUAGAAGAAAUACUAAUUCUAAUAGGGCCCCAAGACGUAGAAGAAGACCUGUAAACGAUGAUAUGGUUGAGAUUGUGCAAACUUUGGCCCCUCAGUUGCAUCCUGAAAGGAUCAGAUACGAUUUGGAAUUAUCAGGUUCAGUUGAGGCCACAGUUGAGCGUUACUUAAGAGGAGAGGAAUUCCCAUUUCCACCUGGGUAUAUGUCCCCGGAGGCUCCUGCUUCAGAGCCACGUGAGCAGCAUCAGCAUGAACCUAGCGAUCCCCGUAAGCAAAGCAGCAUAAGACCUGACGAUUUGAUAUCUAAAUACAAUGUUGAUUUGCAAGCCGAUAUGUCAGCCCUUGAGUACAACGACUUGUCCAUUGAAGAGCGUAAAAAGUUCCUGGUAUGGAAGGCAAGAAAACGUAUGGAAGAGGUCUUGAAUAAGGAUGAAGAUUUAGGGUCUUUAUUAAACUGA